[Torrubiella] hemipterigena is the source of this 345-nucleotide messenger RNA. Lineage: Eukaryota; Fungi; Ascomycota; Sordariomycetes; Hypocreales; Clavicipitaceae. The record is from the annotation of a GenBank genome assembly.
AUGGUCGUCAAAAUCCGCCUUGCCCGCUUCGGGCGCAAGAACUCUCCCUUCUACAACAUUGUCGUCGCUCAAGCUCGUACUGCUAGAAACUCGCGACCUCUCGAAGUCAUUGGCACAUACGACCCUAUUCCCAAGUCCGACCCCCAUGACGAGUCUGGCCGUCUGCACAAGGAUAUCAAACUGGACUCCCAGCGCGCAAAGUACUGGAUUGGUGUCGGCGCCCAACCUACCGACUCAGCGUGGCGAUUGCUGUCAAUGGCUGGCAUUCUGCCCAAAAAGCACUUUGGCCCCAAGGAGCCUGCACCAACCGCGACGGUCGAGACCGACAAGGUUCAGGUCCGUUGA